CCAACAGCAGGAGGAUGAUUCUGGAGAAGGAGAGGAUGAUGCUGAGGUUCAGCAAGAAUGCCUGCAUAAGUUUUCUACCCGGGAUUAUAUCAUGGAACCCUCCAUCUUUAACACCCUGAAGAGGUAUUUUCAGGCAGGAGGGUCUCCAGAGAAUGUCAUCCAACUCUUAUCCGAGAACUACACGGCUGUGGCCCAGACUGUGAACCUGCUGGCUGAGUGGCUCAUUCAGACAGGUGUUGAGCCACUGCAGGUUCAGGAAACUGUGGAAAAUCACUUGAAGAGUUUAUUGAUCAAACACUUUGACCCCCGCAAAGCAGAUUCUAUUUUUACUGAAGAAGGAGAGACCCCAGCGUGGCUUGAACAGAUGAUUGCACAUACCACGUGGAGAGAUCUUUUCUACAAACUGGCCGAAGCCCAUCCAGACUGUCUGAUGCUGAAUUUUACUGUGAAGCUUAUUUCUGAUGCAGGGUACCAAGGCGAGAUCACCAGUGUGUCUACUGCGUGCCAGCAGCUAGAAGUGUUCUCACGAGUACUCCGUACCUCGCUAGCCACAAUUUUAGAUGGAGGAGAAGAAAACCUUGAAAAGAAUCUUCCUGAGUUUGCCAAGAUGGUGUGUCACGGGGAGCACACAUACCUGUUUGCCCAGGCCAUAAUGUCCGUGCUGGCCCAGGAGGAGCAGGGGGGCUCUGCCGUGCGCAGGAUCGCCCAGGAAGUGCAGCGCUUUGCCCAGGAGAAAGGCCACGAUGCCAGUCAGAUCACGUUGGCCCUGGGCACAGCUGCCUCUUACCCCAGAGCCUGUCAGGCCCUCGGGGCCAUGCUGUCCAAAGGAGCCCUGAACCCUGCUGACAUCACCGUCCUUUUCAAGAUGUUCACAAGCAUGGACCCGCCACCUGUGGAGCUCAUCCGCGUGCCUGCCUUCCUGGACCUUUUCAUGCAGUCACUUUUUAAACCAGGAGCCAGGAUCAACCAGGACCACAAGCACAAAUACAUCCAUAUCUUGGCUUAUGCUGCAAGCGUGGUGGAGACCUGGAAGAAGAACAAGCGAGUGAGCAUCAACAAGGAUGAGCUGAAGUCGACAUCGAAAGCUGUGGAAACGGUUCACAAUUUGUGUUGCAAUGAGAACAAAGGGGCCUCUGAACUUGUGGCAGAACUGAGCACCCUUUAUCAGUGCAUUAGGUUUCCAGUGGUAGCGAUGGGUGUGCUGAAGUGGGUGGAUUGGACUGUGUCAGAACCAAGAUACUUUCAGCUGCAGACGGACCACACCCCAGUCCACCUGGCGUUGCUGGAUGAGAUCAGUACCUGCCACCAGCUUCUGCACCCACUGGUCCUGCAGCUGCUUGUUAAGCUUUUUGAGACUGAGCACUCCCAGUUGGAUGUGAUGGAGCAGGUAAGUAGAUGCCCACUUGAAUUAAAGAAGACCCUGCUGGACAGGAUGGUUCACCUGCUGAGUCGAGGUUAUGUACUUCCUGUUGUCAGUUACAUCCGAAAGUGUCUGGAGAAGCUGGACACUGACAUUUCACUCAUUCGCUAUUUUGUCACUGAGGUGCUAGAUGUCAUCGCUCCUCCGUACACCUCUGACUUUGUGCAGCUUUUCCUCCCCAUCUUGGAGAAUGACAGCAUUGCUGGCACCAUUAAGACAGAAGGCGAGCAUGACCCCGUGACGGAGUUCAUAGCUCACUGCAAAUCCAACUUCAUCAUGAUGAACUAAUUCAGAGCAGCCUCCAGAGCUGAGGCAGAACAUUCCAGACCCUUUCAAGAAGCUGCUGUUUUAAGAGGCUCAGUUGGCCUCUUGGAAAUGGAUUCUGCUGGGAGGAGGUGGACAACUUCUUUAAAAAGGAAAAUCUUAGCAGUUUGAGUAAAAAACUGCUAUUAUGAAUAGUCCCUUUUCUCUGUCGUAAACCCAGUACCACUCCUUAAGCCUGUUCACAGCACUCAUUUCCCCAGUGUAUGAAGUAGGUUUGUGUUACCUCAGGAUGGAGCCUACUGCCAGCCCCAGGGGUGGUGGGAACUCAGAGGUAUCUCAUAUUGCUCGGUGGACUGCUUUCAGAGUUGACCUAAGUUUUUUUUUUUUUUACAAGAACCUAAUUAGUUAGUUGAUGUUUUAUUGUAUUUGUUUUAAUUUGCUAAGAACUAAUAAAUUUCAGAAAGCCUUUCUACUGGGCUGGGUUA
Molecule: messenger RNA, 2169 nt
Organism: Carlito syrichta (Philippine tarsier)
Lineage: Eukaryota; Metazoa; Chordata; Mammalia; Primates; Tarsiidae
Gene: NELFCD
Product: negative elongation factor complex member C/D
Exons: 14
Coding region: 92-1708 (538 amino acids)
Biological process (GO): negative regulation of transcription elongation by RNA polymerase II
Cellular component (GO): NELF complex; nucleus
Molecular function (GO): RNA binding
Source: RefSeq, a predicted model, not a curated record